Messenger RNA from Bradysia coprophila, 2418 nucleotides. RefSeq names its product Nuclear pore complex protein Nup88 (gene mbo). The record is from RefSeq and is a predicted model, not a curated record. Gene Ontology annotation, biological process: ribosomal small subunit export from nucleus; mRNA export from nucleus; ribosomal large subunit export from nucleus. Gene Ontology annotation, cellular component: nuclear pore. NCBI's taxonomy places the organism in Eukaryota, Metazoa, Arthropoda, Insecta, Diptera, Sciaridae. Gene Ontology annotation, molecular function: structural constituent of nuclear pore.
AACAUACUGGCAGCACUGCAACGUACUGGCAGAACCGCAACGUACUGUCAGCACCGUCAGCACUGCAUCGAUGACAUUACUAAAAUCAUCGCAGCUCUGUUUUUGUUUACAUUUUUCAUCGAAUUGAAUCUUACAACCGCGAUCACUCUCGUCUUAAAAUCGCACCGACUACAUUUACGUCCCACUACCGAUUCGAUCGAGUCCAAACAUUAUGGCUAAUUCGAUCGACACCGACUGUUUCAAGUUCAACGAUCGGAAAUUGUUUGUCGCCCUGCGGAACACAAUAGCACCCGCAACGGAAACACAGAAUAUCGUCGAAUGCAAAGAUGACAUGAUUUUCGUGUGGAAUGCCGUCGACUGUAACUUGAUGUGUUUCAAUUGGAGAGCAGCGAAUGCUCGAACUGAUGAUUCCAUCAAGUAUCAGACCCUGUUGCCAUCCUCACCACAAAACUACAUGGUCGACAAAAUAACGCCAUCGCAGGAGGGAUCUUAUGUGGCACUGUCUGGCCGUCGCGGCAUUGCAAUCCUAGAAUUGCCUAGACGUUACGGACCGAACGGAACGUUCAGUGAAGGCAGAGACAAAAUUAUUUGCAGAUCUCACAAUUUGGACGAUCGUCUGUUCACGAACAACAUUCAGCUGGAAGUGCUUCAGGUCCGGUGGCAUCCAGCCUCGCCCAAAGACUCUCAUCUACUGGUGCUGUUGUCCAAUAACUCCAUACGGGUCUACGACGAAGAAAUGUUGCUUCAUGUGUGGCGCGUCGGACCGCUGCCAGUCGCAAUGCCACCAUCUGGUUCAAACGUUCCCUAUCUGAAUAGUCUUGGUGACACUGCCGUUGAUUUUGACAUUGCACCGCCACGAGUUGUUGCGACCGGUAACGAUGGGCAGAACCUCAAUCAAUCGUCCAUCGAAUCAACAAUCACUGCCAUGAGUCGUGUCCAAUGGCCGUUGGUCAUACUUCGUGGUAAUGGCACCCUGUACAUUCUGUCAAUUGGCAUCGAAACGGCCAAGCCACAGCUGCAAGGUCCACUCUCUGUUUAUCCAGCUACGGAUGACAACUAUGGCCUGGAUUCGUGUUCGCUAAUCGUUUUGCCGUCGCUGCCACCAACCAUAAUCUUAUCGGAAACAACCGGUAAAAUUCACCACGGCCUGCUGAUGGACAGUGAAGAGGAGGAGGAACAGGCUUUCAAUGACAUCGAUGCCAGUCUGAUCCUUCAUCCGUGUCAGUAUUCCGUGCAAGUUCUGGAAACCGUUAAAUUGGAACUGGGCAUUGCCGGGAAAACCGUUCAGAGCACCUGUCCCAUCCAUCUGAAAAGAGAUUUUACAGACGAGUCCCGAUACUUUGCCUAUCACAACACCGGCCUUCAUGCGAUCACAGUGAACUUUGUCCGCGAUCUGCAGAGUUUCGUUGAUUCCGACGAUUCCAACAUCGAAACCACAAAUAUGCUGAGCACUCCGAGUCGGGCCGAGUAUCUUGUGUGCACCAAGGCGGUUGACUCAAGUCAAACGAAUCCCGUGCUCGGUUUCACCCAAAUUCAGUCACCAUCCGGGAUCCUAUUGCUACUGGCGAGCGGACAAGUGGUCUCCUUGUCGUUGAUCGUCGAUUCGGGAUGUCUGCGGGAACCGCAACGUAAAUCGAAUGCGACCGAAACGAAGCCGAACCAAUUGCCGAAUUCGGAAUUCGAGUCCCACAUCAAAAGUAUUCUAGUAGCUGAUGUGCUACAACCGAUUCUGAAACUGAACACAACAUCGGAACCGUCCGCCAAGGAAUCGUUCGAACUGCUCACGCAUGCCGUGGAAAUUUUGCGCGAACAGUACUUCCCGAAGCUGAACAAGGUGCGCACGGAAAUCGACAAACGCGUCAAACAUCUGAUGGUGCUGAAGGAGCAACAGAAACAGGAGAUUGCCCAGCUGCAGAAGGAGAAAGAGAAAAUUCGCGAAAAUGCCGAACGACUGGCCGAUCGGUACGAGGACGUUUCCGACAAACAACAGAGCUUAUUCAAACGUGCCCAAGAGGUGGUCCGACUGGCUACGCUGAAAGCACCCGAUUCGGCACAGCGCGCCCACGAAUUCCAGAAACAAAUCGAAAAGAUUAAUGCGCUGACGAAGGCAUUGAGCGGGAACAUUUUGAUGGCCAAGAAGAAGAUGGAGAAACAAAACAUUCAAGUGGACCAGUUCAAAAAAGACAAUACGAAGAAGACGAUUGUGCUGCAGCCCAAGGUUGAGAGGACGAUCAUGGAACUGCUGACCGAACUACAUGACGACAUUCGUGGACAAACGGAGCAGAUUAUGCGAUUCAAGGAGCAUUUGAAUAUGUCGUAGUAGCUGCGAGUUGUAUGGGGGGCAUGUCAACUGUUUUCUUCUUCUUUCCAUAUUGAAUGGAUCAAAUGAACGAUUAAACUUCCGAUGGAUGUUGCAAA